This is a messenger RNA of Colletotrichum siamense, 1626 nucleotides long. It is a transcript of the gene qutD-9, whose product is annotated as Quinate permease. The transcript has 4 exons. Gene Ontology annotation, molecular function: carbohydrate:proton symporter activity. Gene Ontology annotation, biological process: carbohydrate transport; transmembrane transport. Bases 1 to 1626 code for a protein of 541 amino acids. Gene Ontology annotation, cellular component: membrane. NCBI's taxonomy places the organism in Eukaryota, Fungi, Ascomycota, Sordariomycetes, Glomerellales, Glomerellaceae. The record is from RefSeq and is a predicted model, not a curated record.
AUGGUCAAUAUCUUUAAGCGACCCAAGGAUGCCUCCGCCAACCCCGCGCCUGCGGAGGUCUACAACUGGAGGAUCUAUGGCCUGGCGGCUUCCGCGGCCAUGGGGUCCGCGAUGUUUGGAUACGACUCUGCGUUCAUAGGAGGUACUAUGUCGCUUCCAUCCUUUCAGAGUCGAUUUGGUCUCGACUCAUCGACAGGCACCGACCUUGCUGCGCUCAAAGCCAACAUCGUCAGCACAUUUCAGGGUGGAUGCUUCUUUGGUGUCUUGUUGUGCUACUACUUGGUUGAGCGGCUGGGCCGUCGCUGGGUGCUCAUCGGUUGCGGCGCGCUCUUCGACCUUGGCGCGAUCUUACAGCUCGUUGCCAGCGGUAAUUUAGCCCUAAUAUACGCCGGCCGAGUUCUGACAGGUCUUGCCGUUGGUUCUUCGUCUAUGAUCAUUCCGGUUUAUAUCUCCGAGUCUGGCCCCCCUGCGAUUCGCGGGCGCCUUAUCGGAGUAUUCGAAAUCUUCUUGCAAUUCUCUCAGAUCAUCGGCUUCUGGGUGAACUACGGAGUCAACAUACAUAUUUCAGGAAGCUCUGACACCCAAUGGCAUGUGCCAUUUGCACUGCAGAUUAUCCCUGGCAGCCUUCUGUCCAUUUGCAUGUUUCUUCAGCCUGAGUCUCCUCGCUGGCUUUUGAACGCCGGUCGCACUGAUCAAGCGCGAAGAGUUCUUCAACGCCUGCGAAAACUGCCUGCCGACCAUCCAUAUCUGAACUGGGAGAUCAACACGGUUCUACAACAGAUCGAGGAGGAGACUGCGAUGGGUGCGAAUAGGGGCCUGUUGGAGAAACUGCGGGAGAUUAAGCUUCCCACAAACAGACGCCGUCUUCUGUUGGGCAUUGCCCUAAUGUUUAUCCAAAACAUGUCUGGCAUCAACGCUCUUAAUUAUUAUUCGCCCUCGAUUUUCCAAUCCAUCGGCUUUACUGGCACUAGCGUAGGUCUUCUGGCUACCGGCAUUUUCGGCAUCGUCAAAGCAUUUGCUACGAUGCUUUACAUGAUAUGGGGCGUCGACGCCCUCGGCCGUCGGCAAUCCCUUAUGAUCGGUUCGACCGGGGCCGCGAUCGCCCUGUUCUAUCUAGGAGCAUACGCGAAGCUGUCUGGAUCUUUCGAGGCCGGUCAGUUGUCUGCAGGCGAUAGAACACCUGGUGCCUAUGUCGCUAUCGUAAUGAUCUACAUCUUCGCCGUUUUAUACGCCAUCUCAUGGAACGGCAUUCCAUGGAUCUUCUGCGCUGAGAUUUUCCCCAUGGGUAUCCGCUCAAUCUGCCUGGUCUUCACGACUUGUGCUCAGUGGCUCGGUCAGUUCACGAUUGUCUACUCGACGCCUUACAUGAUGGCGGACAUCACGUAUGGCACGUUUCUGUUGUUCGCUUGUUCUGUCGUGUUUGGAUUUGUCUUCACCUUCCUCCUCAUUCCAGAGACCAAGGGUAUCUCUCUUGAAGACAUGGACGUGCUGUUCACCCGCAAGGGCAUGCCUCGCACUUGGCGUCGGCAGACUGAGGAGAUUAUCAACCAGCGUCGAGCUGAUGGCCAUGCUGAUGCUUUGGGACGUGACGAGAAGGAGAUUGCAGCGUCUCACCAUGAAGCUUAG